AUGGCGGCCAAGGCGAUGUGGGAGGUCGACCCGGAGACCAGAAGCAAGCUUGCAGCGUUGGGCAAAAAGGAGGGCGCCGGCAACGACAAAUGUUGUGACUGCGGCGCCCCUUCACCGCAAUGGGCAUCCCCCAAGUUUUCCACCUUCAUCUGCCUCCAAUGCGCCGGCGUGCACCGAGGACUCGGAGUCCACGUCUCCUUUGUGCGGUCCAUAUCCAUGGAUGCGUUCAAGCAGGCCGAGAUACUCCGGAUGCAGUACGGCGGCAACAAGGCCUGGCAAGACUUCUACAACAAAAACAGCCCCUCACUGCCGUUUGAGGAGGCAACGAUCAAGGAGAGGUACGACUGCGAGGUCGGCGAGGAAUGGAAGGAAAGGUUGUCCUGCCAAGUGGAGGAGAGAGAGUUUGAUAAAGCUGCCUUCCAAAGGGAAAGACAGGCAAUACUACAGAAGCAGGCAAGCCGGUCGGCCACGCCGGCUGGAGGAGCAAGAAUCAACAAUACGGCUGUGUCAAAUAACAGCCGUCCAGGAAGUCGUACAGCGUCCCCAGCGCCCUCCAAGGCAGGAGGGCGCAUAACAGCCGACCAAAAGGCCCAGAAUGAAGCCUACUUCGCGCGCAUGGGCGAGGCGAAUUCCAGCAGACCAAACAACUUGCCGCCCAGUCAGGGCGGGAAGUACGGUGGCUUCGGCAGCGCGCCGCCGGAGCCCUCGCACCAGCAGGGUUCAUCAGGCGGGAUCCCGUUUGCGGAUGAUUUCUCCAAGGAUCCCAUGGCAGCCAUCACGAAAAGUUUUGGCUGGUUUGGCGGCAUGGUCAGCAAGCAGGCCAAGAUGGUGAAUGAUUCCUACAUUCAACCCACUGCACGAAAUAUCGCAUCCUCCGACUUCGCGGCCCAAGCUCAAAAAGCCGCCGCUGCCGCGGGACAGGGUAUCCAAUCCGGCGCACGAGGCGCCGCCGAAUCAUUCAACAAAUUCGUCGAAGGGCAGGACGAGAGGGCCGCUUCUUCCGCCUCCGCGGCCGGUUCUAAGCGGACGACAACAGAGCCGGAGAGGAAGGAUUUCUGGGACAGUUUCGGCCAGAGUGGAAGCGGAGGGAACAGCAACAGCAGCAUCGGGACGAGUGCGAUGAAGAAACCGGCGUCGUCCAGCGCGACGGCGAACCCGGCCCGGAAGACCAAGGAGGACGGCUGGGGUGAUGACUGGUAG
This is a messenger RNA of Fonsecaea multimorphosa CBS 102226, 1200 nucleotides long. RefSeq lists its product as uncharacterized. Lineage: Eukaryota; Fungi; Ascomycota; Eurotiomycetes; Chaetothyriales; Herpotrichiellaceae. Gene Ontology annotation, biological process: regulation of ARF protein signal transduction; regulation of endocytosis. The transcript has 4 exons. Gene Ontology annotation, molecular function: GTPase activator activity. Gene Ontology annotation, cellular component: Golgi membrane. The record is from RefSeq and is a predicted model, not a curated record. The coding region runs from base 1 to 1200 and encodes 399 amino acids.